AUGUUGGUGUUGGCAUUAGGAGAUCUGCACAUCCCACACCGGUGCAACAGUUUGCCAGCUAAAUUCAAAAAACUUCUGGUGCCGGGAAAGAUUCAGCACAUUCUCUGCACAGGAAACCUUUGCACCAAAGAGAGUUAUGACUGUCUCAAGACUCUGGCUGGUGAUGUUCAUAUUGUUAGAGGAGACUUCGAUGAGAAACAUUAUUUCAUCAUUUGUGUUAAUGGAUAUCCAGGCUUCUACAGUGGCCACUUAUGUGUAUCAGCUCAUUGGAGAUGA
Messenger RNA from Propithecus coquereli (Coquerel's sifaka), 276 nucleotides. Its product is annotated as vacuolar protein sorting-associated protein 29-like. The transcript has 2 exons. The coding region runs from base 1 to 276 and encodes 91 amino acids. Gene Ontology annotation, biological process: intracellular protein transport; retrograde transport, endosome to Golgi. Gene Ontology annotation, cellular component: endosome; retromer complex. NCBI's taxonomy places the organism in Eukaryota, Metazoa, Chordata, Mammalia, Primates, Indriidae. The record is from RefSeq and is a predicted model, not a curated record.